AAUGCCCGUAAAUAAUGUAUGUAACCUAACCUUUAACACAUUCUAUCAAAUAAGAAUCUGAGUGCAAUUCAAUUUUUUGUUACGAAAAAUACAAGACAGCAAGUAAAAAUAUUUAACAACAAAUUGAUGAAGAAAUAUUUUGAUCGUUGUUGUUGUAAUAUCAGUAAACUCUGGCAAAGUGACAGAUGCGCACAUAUGGAUACCAAUGCUGAAAAGAAGUAUUUUUUCGAAGCGUUAUCUUUAUUUUAUGAAAUGCAAUGGCUUCAUAAUAUAGCAGUAACUGAGAUCUUGACUAAAGCGUCUUUAGAUGCAAUCCCCAAAGAAUGGACUGAGCAUUUACGAAUUCUGAAAAAUGAUGAAUUCAAUAAUUUCAUAGCAAGAAGAGUAACAAAGUCUGAAUGGCCCGAUUCGUUAAAAACAUAUGUUGAGAAAUGUCAAAAUAUCAACAAACUACCACCUAUACAGACAUCACCUAGAAUAGAAUUACCACAGAAAUUUAAAAUUGGUCUCAGUCAAAAGAAGCAACAUGAAAUAAUACAUUUAGCUCAUUUGGUGCACACGCAAUGCAAGUUGUACAAUAUACAAACAAUCGUCGAUUUGGGUGCAGGUUUGGGAUAUGUAUGCCAAAUGUUACAUUAUUUAUACGGCUACCAAGUCUUAGGUUUAGAAAAAAACAAAGAAAAUGUGAAUAGAGCGUGUACUAGACAAAAAAAAUUGUAUCCUGAUUCUUUGGCCAAAGUUAAAUACAUUCAUUGCGACGUGACGUGCGAUUCCGCCGAUAUGAUAGAAUCUAUCUUGCAGCAGGAGUUUCCUAACUUUACGGAUGCGUGUCUGAUUGGUUUGCAUGCUUGCGGAGACCUGAGUGCGAGCGCGUCGAAAAUUUUCUGCAAAAUAAAUUCCAUUAAACUCUUUAUUCUAAUAUCUUGCUGUUAUCACAAACUUUCCAUUUCCAAGAAUAUACAGACUGCAUUGCAGGAGAAACAAUACUUUCACAAUUUUCCCACGUCGAAUUGUUUGCGAGAAACGAUCACGGCACACAAUUUUGAUAUAGGCCAGUUCUUAAGAAUACCCUUUCUACGAUUAGCAUGUCAAGAAUCGGCGGAUAAAUGGUAUGGCAUGUCCAAAAAAGAGCACGACGAACAUUCCUUUCACGUUCUCGCUCGAGCUGUGCUCGAGUUAUACUCGCAACAAAAUAAUCUCGUUCUUAAGAAAAAAGUUCGGAAAGGUACGAGAAAGUCUCAAUGUUCGAGUUUUCAAACUUAUGUUAAGGAUUCAUUAUUAAGAUAUGAUCUGAUACCGGACAUAAACGUAAAAUUUACAGGUAAUGUUAUAGUACAUGAUGAAUUAGAGAAAGACAUAAUGCAAGUAUGGGAAGAACAGAGUAAAAAAUUAAAAACUGUAGAAAUCUACUCUGGUCUGCAAAUGAUGCUACAACUCCCGGCAGAGUCGUUGAUUCUGCAGGAUCGAUUAUUAUGGUUACACGAACAAGAUCUAGAAGCUGUAAUUGUGCCUGUGAUGAACAAGUGCAUAUCUCCUCGUUCAUAUGCGAUAGUAUCUCAUAAAAGCUGAAAAUUAUAAAUUACAA
Messenger RNA from Camponotus floridanus (Florida carpenter ant), 1585 nucleotides. Its product is annotated as methyltransferase-like protein 25. The record is from RefSeq and is a predicted model, not a curated record. The coding region runs from base 127 to 1569 and encodes 480 amino acids. NCBI's taxonomy places the organism in Eukaryota, Metazoa, Arthropoda, Insecta, Hymenoptera, Formicidae. The transcript is spliced from 6 exons.